Messenger RNA from Bicyclus anynana (squinting bush brown), 6191 nucleotides. RefSeq names its product cell adhesion molecule Dscam2-like. Gene Ontology annotation, biological process: axon guidance; cell-cell adhesion. Gene Ontology annotation, cellular component: plasma membrane; axon. The transcript has 36 exons. Gene Ontology annotation, molecular function: protein binding. Bases 217 to 4722 code for a protein of 1501 amino acids. The record is from RefSeq and is a predicted model, not a curated record. NCBI's taxonomy places the organism in Eukaryota, Metazoa, Arthropoda, Insecta, Lepidoptera, Nymphalidae.
AGAGGGCGGUAGUGUCGCUCGCUUUCCAGUUUGGCGGGAAUGAAUAAUUCGAACUCUUGAAUUUUUUUUUUAAUAAAAUAUUCAAUUUUUUUUGAUAUAUAUCACAGAUAAUUAAAAACGUGUGAUGACUUUUAGAUAUUUCUUUAAUAAACGUGGUGUUAUUAUAACUUCGGUUACCUAUUAAAUAUUUAUGAGGAUUUGCGGAACUCAUCUAAAAUGAACAUCGUCUGGAUUAUCGUGAUAACAUCUUUGUGGCAUUCGGUUGUUGCUACAACUAUAAACUUCAUUGAGUCGAAGAAACACGAAGACCACAAUCUUCUCUUCAAACAAUAUUACAGGGAGCCCGCAUCCUUCCCCGAGGCCGGGAUUAGUGAUAAGAUCCCGGUUGACAAGCGGGAUUAUGGUACACAGUUUCAAAGUUUAGAAUCAACGCAAAAUGUAAGAAAGUCUAGGUCAAACGAUCACAAGAAAACUAAAAGAAAAUAUGAAAUUGAGCAGCCUUUGCAGACCGUGACAAUUGGUACAAGAUUUAAAAGGGAUCUAAGUUCAGGGAACGUUAUGAUCACGCAGCAUUUCAACGAUAAAGUUUUAUCGCCGGGUGAAGACAUUAGUCUUCAAUGUACAGCGAGUUCGGAUCGGCCACCGCGGUUCAUUUGGGAGAGGGAUGGUGUAGUCAUCACGUCAAAUACUGACUCUAGGUAUAUUUUAGGACAAAUGAUGUCACCGACGGGGAUCGGCGUAAUAUCACAAUUAAACAUAUCCAGGUCAAGAGUUGAAGACGGUGGACUCUACGCGUGUGUGGCACUCGAAGGGGAAUCCACGGCUAAACACGCUGCUAGAAUAGACGUCUAUGGUCCACCGUACAUAAGAACUUUGCCACCGAUAAAAGUUCAAAGUGGUGAUUCUUUAAAGCUUAAAUGCCCUUACUAUGGAUUUCCUAUCAGUAAACUAGAAUGGGAGCACAGAGGAAAGAAACUUAUAAGCUCAUUAUUACCGCAACACACGAGGUAUAAGCGAACCAAUAUAAGUAGUAAAAAUCGUAAAGGCGCAAGAAAGAGACGAAGAAAAAGGCAAGUCUUGGAAACUACGGAAGACGGAGUUCUUACAAUAGAAAGAGUUUCAAAAGAAGAAAAUGGAGAAAUGUACACAUGUAUAGUAUUUAGUCCGUCAGGAGAAAUGGCUAGAAGAUCUUUUGAAAUACAAGUUGUAGAAGCGCCAGAAUUGGACGAACUACGAGUAGGUUCGGGACUGAAGGAAGGACAGAUUGUACAAAUUACUUGCAACAUUAUCAGUGGAGAUCCACCAAUUUUCUUUUCUUGGCUCAAAGAUGGCAUGAAAAUUCCUGCUAGCUUGAAAAUAAACGAACGAAGUUCAGAACUAUUUAGCGUUUUGAUUAUCAAAAGAGUAUCGUUGGAGCAUUGCGGUAGAUACACGUGUAUAGCUACAAAUCAUGUUGGUAAAGUUAAUCAAACAACUGACCUGUAUAUAAAUGUUGCACCAAAGUGGGUGGAAGAACCAACGAACUCAUCACUUCUUCUUGGUCAACGUGGCAUUGUAGACUGUAAUGCUAAUGGAUAUCCCACGCCGCAAAUACAUUGGAUGAAAAGGGAUGCUGCAUUAGGAAUCUGGCGACCAAUUCUCGAUCUAGCUGGUGGUGGAGUUUCUAGUUAUCCCAAUGGUUCAUUAUCUUUAGAAGUGGUGUCUCUAGCAGAUGAGGGAGAGUAUGCGUGUCACGUAGAUAAUGGAGUCGGAGAGCCAUUGCACAAGAAUUUAUGGAUAAGUGUCAAUAAGCCGGUGCACUUCGAGUCCGUGGGAAUGAACUUGACCACAAAGAUGGGUCUACCGAUGACUCUUAUUUGUCAACCGUUGGGAGACAAUCCUAUACGGAUUAAAUGGAGCUUAGACGGAAAACCCGUGGAAUUUACAUCCUCAAGAAUCACAAUAUCAGAGUCGGUGAAUUCAAAUGGUAUGAAAAGCACAAUCAAUAUCAACUAUGUGGAAGGAAGAGACGGUGGAACUUACGAGUGUAGAGCGAGCAAUCCAUACGGUGUUGCCACGCUUAAUAUUCAUUUAAAUAUAUUGGAACCACCCACGCCUCCAAUGGAUCUCCAAGUGGACUCUGUAACCAGUUCAUCAGCGAAGUUGUCUUGGAGGGACACGAUUGUAUCCCACGUCCAAUACUACAGCCUACAGUACUCUGCCAACCAAUACACGAUGUGGGAAUCAGCUAAAACAAUUAAUAUAACCAGACAAGAAAGCGACAUUCGACAAAACAUAGAACUACGCGACCUGCAACCAGCGGUGGACUAUCGAGUGCGAGUUGCUUCCGGCAACCAAGUCGACCUCAGUCCGUACACUCAGCCUGUACACUUCACAACCUUACAAGAAGCACCAUCAUCAAGCCCUCUUGGGGUGCAAGUUCAGCAGACAGACAACCCGGGCGAAUUGCUCGUAUCAUGGAUACAGCCAUCUAGGGAGACCCACAACGGAGCAUUACAGGGCUACCACGUGAAAGCGGUGCCAAGGAUCAGUGGAGAAACUGGUUCAAAUGAUUCUCAAACUAAAUUAGUAAAGGUUACAUCAAGAAAAGGAAAACAAGAGACUAUAUUGAGUGGUCUCCUAAAGAACACGAGGUACGCAGUGUCUGUGAGUGCAUUCAAUUCAGCGGGAAAUGGUCCAUUUUCUUUACCUGUUUAUCAAACUACGAGAGAAGGUGCCCCAGAAGAAGCGCCAUCUAGUGUGGAAUGUGUUGGAUCUUCGUCUUCAUCAGUGCGCGCAGCGUGGCGACCGCUAGCUAACUCUCACUCAUUGUUGGGAUAUGUUACACAUUACUGCACGGACGAUGGUCCCUGGCUAAACGUCACAACGCCGCAUACAGAGUUGUAUCUUCAAGGGCUGCUCAAAUACACUAACUAUACAAUAAAAGUUGCCGGUUUCUCUAACUAUGGCAUCGGACCUUUCUCCUAUCCUGUUGUGUGUACCACAUUACAAGAUGUUCCCGGACCACCAGCCGCUAUAAAAGCGUUGAUAUCGUCUCCUACUUCUCUUCUUGUGAGUUGGAAACGACCUGAUCAGCCUAAUGGAGAAAUAACACAUUAUACUGUGUACGUCAAACCAGUUACCAGUACCAACGCCCCGCAAAGCUACAGGGUGGAACCGAUACAGGAGUCGAACCUGUCCCGUCAGCUGACGUUCCCCCUCCCCGGGCUGAGCACGGGCAUGCAGUACGAAGUGUUUGUGCGCGCGCACACCACUGCCGGGGAGGGCGCUCUAAGCAACAGGGUACACGUGGAACUCACUUCCAGAGUAGUGGCAGGCGUAGCAUCCCUCGGCGGGGCACUGUCGGUGGGGGUUGGGAACUCCCUGCUGCUCGUGUGCCAGUGUGUGGGGUCGCCCCCGCCGCGCACCGUGUGGUACCACAAGCACAACAUCAUCACACACCACCCCAGGUUCACGAGGAACCACGAUGACAGCUUACUGAUUAAUAAUAUAGACCAAUCACUAAGCGGGAACUACACUUGCUUGGCCAAGAACUUGUAUGGCUCUGAUUCAGUUUCGUAUGAAGUGUCGGUUUUACCCACACCAGAACCCCCAGUUCUGAGGGUAACUUCACACAAGAAUGCAUUACAUCUGCAAUGGGACCACCCGAGAAAAGCUGGAGAGAAAAGUCAGAAGAUCAUUUACGAGCUGACAUGGAAAGAAGCGAACGGUUUGUGGCAAGACACAUGGUCGGACAAAGGAACCACUAUUCAAUCUGUACAGGAAUACAUAUUAGAAGGUCUGAAAUGUGGCACUAAAUACUCUUUGAGGAUGACAGCAGCCAAUAGUGUUGGUUCCUCACAGCCAGCCUAUGUAGAUGCCACAACUUUAGGUGGAGUUCCCAUAUCACCAACAACAACGGAAUGGUUUUGGAGUAACUCAAGUCAUAUCUACAUACAACUGAGUGGUUGGGAUGAGAAUGGCUGUGAAAUUACUCGAUGGGAAGUUGACUACAGAGAAUACGGAGGAAAAGUUUGGAGAAGAGCGGAAAAUCGACUGCCCCUACUUGACCAGUCGUGGGGUCAUUACUCAUCAUCAAUACUGAAUCAACCGAACUCCUUCGUCAUAGCCGACCUCGUGCCGGCGCAGUGGUACCAAGUGAGGAUAGUGGCUGAGAACGCGGCGGGCAUAUCUACGUCGCUUUAUACGUAUGCUACUACUACGAUACUAGGAGAAUCAAUAGGUCCACCAUCAGACAACUUCGACAUAAACAUGCUGGUCAUCGUGUGCAGCUGUAUACUGCUGUUGAUUUGUUUAGUAACAUGCAUGUAUAUUCUAGUCAAAAAACAUCAUCACCAAAGACUAACAGAAUACAGAAACUCACUGACAGGCGAGUGUAAGUCUGAAAGAAGCAACGCAACAGUCAACACACCUCAAAGCAUUCCCGCUGAAGUUAAUAACAGAGUCUACAGUACGCCGGUGCACCUCACUUCAGAUAAUAAACAUGAAUUAUACGAAAUAAGUCCGUACGCACAGUUCGCCAUAGGUUUCCGAACGUUCGGUCAUGUCGACAACCAGGAGGUGCCCACUCGGAUGCAUUUGCCUGGCAACAGCAAAGCUAGAUAUGAUAGUGAGACAAGUUUCCAAAUGAGAUCAGAAUCCGAAGAAAGUGACUGCGUCUCACGAACUACGACAUUGAAAAGUGCACCAAGAAAAGCCUGUCGAGUGCCUCACCACAGAUAACCACGGAAUAAAAUAAAUAUCAACAAAAACAAAACUAAUCUAAAAAUCAUUUAAACGGUUGUGUUCAUUUUGUUACAAUAUCAAUUUAUUCUAGUUUAUAACUACAGUUGCUUAUUGUUUGAAAUCGUGUAUUUAUCUGUAUUGAUUCAAAUAUAUGAGCCGAGGCAUGCACCUCCAACUUUUCAGUUGUGUGCAUUUUAAGAAAUUAAAUAUCACGUGUCUCAAUCGGUGAAGGAAAACAUCGUGAGGAAACCUGCAUACCAGAGAAUUAUCUUCAUUCUCUGCGUGUGUGAAGUCUGCCAAUCCGCAUUGGGCCAGCGUGGUGGACUAUUGGCCUAACCCCUCUCAUUCUGAGAGGAGACUCGAGCUCAGCAGUGAGCCGAAUAUGGGUUGAUGACGAUAUGAGCCGAGUAGUAAAAUCAUAGGUAAUAAUAGAACACAUAAUUUUUUAAAACAUUCUUUGUAAUAUUAUAAAAAUAUGUAAAUAUUGUCUGAUACCUACUGCCAAAUAUUAGAUUUCUAUUAACUUAAUAAUUUGUUGUAUUGUGUAAUAUCUUAUUUCCAUUUAUUCAGUUACACUUAAGUAUAUUUGCAAUGCAAAAGAAACAUUUUAUUAUGAGGAAGAAUUAUUCAUUUUAAAGUUAUACUCCACGUUUAUAUUAAAGUAAGCGUCAGUGUCAAAUUGGACUCUAUCUCUCGCCAUCUAUAGUUUGGCAAAUGACACUCAUAUAUGCGCGAAUGUGAAAUCAUGCUCGAGGGGCAGAGCGAAGGACUGCGCAGGUAUGAAGUCGUGCGCGCGGGGCAUCUGUACCCCCCUCUCGACCCCCGCAGAGCAUCGGAAGUGUUACGAACGGAUUUGCCAAGCUAUAAUAUGAUACUAUACAUAGUAAGUGAUAGAGACGAAAUAACAACUCAUAUUGUCGAGUUUUAAGGACAAUUAUCUAGAUUAGCACUACAUAUUAUUAUUAUGCAGGUACUUUUACAGUUGAUCUAAAUAAAAGUUAUUUAAUUAAAAUAUAUAACUUUGAUUUAUUUAUAACAGCGUCACACAUGUUUUAUGUUUGCUGUAAAACUAUUUAUCAGGUGUUUUUAAACACAUAAACUGAACACACACUGCCGAAUUUUAAAAUAGAUUUUUAAGUUUUUUAAUGUUGUAUUUUUUAACUUAAUAUUUUUUUACAAUAUUGUAUUACUUAUGCACAAGUUUAUUGCAUUUAUGCUCGUAUAUUUCUCGGAUAUAAUUGUAUUGGCAGAUAUGAUAAGUCGGAAUUUUUGUAAAAUAUUAUAAAGGCGAUAGGAAUAUCUUUUAGAGGUAAUUUUGUUUCUAUAGAUAAUGUUGUAGUGAAAAUUGAUAUUUAUCUUCAAAAAGACUGAUUGUUUAAAUAUGUUUGUUUUAUUAUUGAUUCAAACUUGUAAAUCUUCGAUUUACUAGAAAUAAAAUUUCGAAAAUAUAAAUGUUAGAACAUUAA